UAUCCUUUACCGAAGUACUGUGUGCAUUGCAAUGAUCAGAGUCAGACUGGAGUUAAAAAUCUACCAUCAGUAUCUGAAUAAGCAGGAAUUAUAGAAAUAGCGAAUCUCAUCUGCAAGCAGAUAAUAAUACCUUCAUUCAGAAUUUUCAAUUUGAAGGAGAUCAUUGAUAUCAUGGAUGGUGUUACAGAGGCCCUGCGGAAGCUGCAAGUUGACUCUGACAGUUCUACUACUAAUGGAUGUCUAGACUGUUUGCUCCAGGCACUGCAAGAAGAUGCUCUUGGUGCUACUACAGAGAUGGUAAAGAAUGGUGGUGUCAAAUGUCUUCAAGAUAUUCUAUCAAGAUCGGAGUCAGCAGCACCGAAUCUUCUUGCCAAUGCUGCUAAGAUUGUAGCAGAAAUGGCCAAGCAUGAGGAGAUCAGAGAGCCAUUUGUGGAGGGUAACAUCAUUCCACCCCUCUGCUCCUGCUUGCUAAGGAAGAACUAUGAUGUAGUGGUACAGGCUUGUAGAGCGCUUGGAAACCUUUGUUGUGAUUGUGAGAAGGCUCGGGAAGCUCUGUUCCAAGGAGGAGGUCUUGACAAUCUGAUAAAACUCCUUGAGGAAAGACUAUCAGACCUUGAAGACAAUGAUGACAACCAGGCUCUAUGGAAUGCUGCAUGUGGAUGCUUAAUGAAUGUCACCUAUGAUAGAUCGGAUAUCCAGAAGGCUGCGGUAUCUCUAGGAGCCAUUGAUCUCUUGAUUACACUGCUGAAGAGAAACGAAUCUGACAUAGGUCUGUGUGGUACAGCUGUCAUGUGCUUUGGUAAUCUGGCAGAACCAGCUGAUACGCGACCGGCCUUUGUAGGUACAGAGGCAGCGAAGUGCAUGGUACACGCCCUGGAGAAGGUGUCUGGUGAUGACCAGCUGGAGGGUAUACUGGAAAUCAUUGCUUCGCUCAUAGAAAAUGAUGAUAUGAAACUUGAGUUUGCGAAGGCUGGAAUCUUAGACACACUGUUGGAUAUGUUGACUGCUCGUACUGCAUCCUGGACGUCACAGAGCACACCUAAGAUAGAGGAGUUCGAUGCAGUAAGGGUUUCCAUUGACCUACUGGUAUUACUACUCACUGGAGAUGAGUGCAUGGCGUAUAUAUUCCAGGAAGGAGAGGGUUUAUUCUUUAGGAAUGUCAUGGAUACAUGGAUGGCAUCUCAAGUAGAAUACUUCCGCAUAUCUGCUGCCCUCGCUAUAGGAAACUUUGCUCGUAAUGAUCAUAACUGCAUUAAGCUUGUCUCGAGUGGCAUUGUUCCCCAGCUACUCAGACUUCUCAAGCCAUAUGAAGGGAAGGAGGUAGACACAAGGUUGACACAUGCUGUACUCAGUGCUCUUAGAAACCUUGCUAUUCCAAAGGUGAACAAGUCUAUAAUGUUGAGCUGUAACACACUAGAUGAGAUUCUGCCUUUGCUUCAGUCUGAGAUGCUCUUUGUGCAAUUCAAACUUCUUGGGACUGCAAGGAUGCUGGUCGAUAGCAUGGCUGAGACAGCAGUUGAUCUAGGUCAGAGGUCAGAGUUCAUUCAAAGGGUCGUAGAGCUUUGUGCCUGUGAAAUACAUCCUGGGGUCAGUGGAGAGGCAACAAGACUUCUGGCAUCAUUGAUCAAGCAUUCUGGCUCCACCAAAGUGAUGGAAACCAUCGUCCAGCAUGGAGGUUUACCUUGUCUGGUUGGCAUGGCAACGUCAGAACAUCCGCUGAUGCAGAACGAGGCUCUGGUUGCUCUAACGCUGAUAGCUGCAUCCCAUCUGGAAUCGGCUGAAUCGACAUUACUGGAAUCUAAAUUGUUGUCUACAAUCAAAACCAUACUGCAAGAGACGGCUUACCCUGUGGAGGUCCAGUGUAACGUCCUCACAUUGGCUGGCUUUCUUACACAGUCAGCUUCUCUGAAGCAAGCCAUGGUUGAACAGCAGCUACCGGAGACGAUUGAGACACUGAAGCGCAGCAAGGAAGAGCCUCUGAGAGCCAAAGCAGCAAGCAUCAGCCAGCACUUCACUUGAACAAAGCUCCAACUCAAUUACACAGAUCAUGUACUUAUACAGGCUUUGGCCAUGCCAGCGAUGUUGAUUGGAUUCCAGGUCAAAGGUCAGAUGCAUCACAUUGCCAUGGCAAUGAUAUUGAGAAAUGUGGUACUAUUUAUAAGAAAGGGAAAGGACGUUGUCCGUCGGUUUAGCCCUUGUAUGUGCAAUAGUAACUGAUGUCAAC
Messenger RNA from Strongylocentrotus purpuratus (purple sea urchin), 2224 nucleotides. It is a transcript of the gene rap1gds1, whose product is annotated as rap1 GTPase-GDP dissociation stimulator 1-B. NCBI's taxonomy places the organism in Eukaryota, Metazoa, Echinodermata, Echinoidea, Camarodonta, Strongylocentrotidae. The coding region runs from base 172 to 2019 and encodes 615 amino acids. Gene Ontology annotation, molecular function: guanyl-nucleotide exchange factor activity; protein binding. Gene Ontology annotation, cellular component: cytosol. The transcript is spliced from 16 exons. The record is from RefSeq and is a predicted model, not a curated record. Gene Ontology annotation, biological process: positive regulation of GTPase activity.